AUGCAGCAGGUCUUGGACAACUUGAAUGACUUACCAAACUCUACUGGAGCCAAGGAUCUUGAUUUACUGUUCCUAAGAGGAAUCAUGGAGAGCCCAAUUGUUCGGUCACUUGCUAAGGCGCAUGAGAAACUGGAAGACACUAAGCUGGAAGCUGUGCAUGAUAAUAACUUGGAGUUGGUGAAGGAGAUCAUUAAUGAUAUCACUCCAAUUGCCAAGGAGAAUGAUACUGCAGCAGAACUCAGUCAUAUUCUCCAAGAACCACAUUUUCAGUCUCUGUUGGAAGCUCAUGAUUCUGUCGCCUCCAAAAACUAUGAAACUCCACCCCCAAGUCCAGAGUCUUAUAUGGACUCUACGUUCAACAAUCAGCCUGUCCCACCUGAUGCAGUCCGAAUGGUGGGGAUUCGCAAAGUCAAGGGUGAACAUUUGGGUGUAACAUUCAGGGUUGAAAACAGUGAACUUGUGAUUGCGCGAAUUCUUCAUGGAGGCAUGAUUGACCAACAAGGUCUGCUACAUGUGGGGGACAUCAUCAAGGAAGUGAAUGGAAAAGAGGUUGGGAAUGAUCCAAAGGUCUUGCAGGAAAUGCUCCAGAAUGCCAGUGGAAGUGUCAUCCUUAAGAACCUACCUAGCUAUCAGGAACCACAUCCUCCACGCCAGGUAUUUGUGAAGCGCCACUUUGAGUAUGAUCCUGUCAAUGAUAAUCUGACAUCUACUACCUCUCCUUUGUCCACCCUGCUUGUUACUUCCUUGAAGAACUCUAAAAGAUUUGUCAGCAAGAUUUCACUUCACAGAAACCAUGCUGCCUUUAAUUUAUUCAACAUUAGUCUCCAAAAACCAGCAGAAGCUAUUACAUCUUCUAUCCUGCUGUACAAUGAACAGAAGAAUUUGAUUGGAAUCAACCAGCUUAAGGAUUCGGUUUCCGAAACAUAUCCCAGGCAAAAGAUUAUCCUUUCCAAGAAGGAAGGCAAGGUCAAACUUAUCAAGAAGAAGACUUCUGCAAGAGGGCGGCCAGCAUAG
Molecule: messenger RNA, 1014 nt
Organism: Hypanus sabinus (Atlantic stingray)
Lineage: Eukaryota; Metazoa; Chordata; Chondrichthyes; Myliobatiformes; Dasyatidae
Product: MAGUK p55 subfamily member 2-like
Exons: 2
Coding region: 1-1014 (337 amino acids)
Cellular component (GO): plasma membrane; cell-cell junction
Molecular function (GO): protein binding
Source: RefSeq, a predicted model, not a curated record